Kockovaella imperatae is the source of this 1524-nucleotide messenger RNA. RefSeq names its product putative GPI-anchor transamidase. The record is from RefSeq and is a predicted model, not a curated record. The coding region runs from base 1 to 1524 and encodes 507 amino acids. Gene Ontology annotation, biological process: attachment of GPI anchor to protein. The transcript is spliced from 7 exons. Gene Ontology annotation, cellular component: membrane; GPI-anchor transamidase complex. Lineage: Eukaryota; Fungi; Basidiomycota; Tremellomycetes; Tremellales; Cuniculitremaceae.
AUGUUUCGACAGCGAGGACCAUCACCGGAUCGUCGAGAGGUGAACUACACGAGAGAGCAUGUGGCGAUAGCGAAGACGAUAAGGAGGAGGCGUAGAGUGGUGAGGUGGAUCAACAGGCAUCUGGGUGGGAUCAGGGCACUGCUCUUUGGUAUCGGGGUGGUAUGGAUUCUGGCCCUCCCACUUGAGGCAUUAUGGAGGGGCACCUAUGUCGACGAGCACGCCCUUCAGCCGAACCAAGUCAAUACAUAUUGGGACUGGUCCAACGUGCACAGGGCAGAUCGCUACCUUGACGAGCUGGAGCAGAUGGUCAAUUCGACUCAGGCAGAACGCUCCGACUAUCUACAACGGGCAUUCUCAGCAUCCGGACAUGAUGCAUCGAACACGUCCACCUCGACAUAUGCCCAUGUGCAACCGCCUAGAUCAAACGGUUUGGAAGUUAUCCUGGUUAGCGCCAAUUGGAUGUCCCGGGAGAGUAAGCCAAAUCUCCGGGGUGUGGCCAUACUGCUGGCUCUGGCAGACUUUCUCAGGGGCCAAAACUACUGGGCAAACGACCUCGUCCUCGUCGUUGGCGAGGGCUACCUCGACGGUCUCGAAGGAUUCAUGCAGGAAUACUAUGAUCGAUUCAAUGGGGUCAUCUGGACGGCAUUGAACGUCGACUACCCAGGUCAUUCGUUCGAGCACAUCGGGUUGUUCUACGAGGGACUAAAUGGGAGGUUGCCGAAUCAGGAUGUGAUCAACUCGGUCGCUCAGAUUGCGCGGUGGUCUGGCGGCGUCACGACGAGGAUGCACGACAUUGAAGAGCAAGGGUACAUUGGCGCGGCUCGACACCUCCUCAAUCACGCGGCAUACAGCGCCUUUGGACGGGCCAGUGGAGCGCACGGCGUCCUUGCCAAACACCGGAUCGACGCCAUCACCCUGUACUGUCCCAACGCAACAGGCCCACACGGGUUCUACACCCUGGGUAAGACGAUCGAAUCAACUCUGCGAUCAUUCAACAACCUCCUCGAGCGCCUUCACGCAUCCUACUUCUUUUACCUCAUCCCGAGGUCUGGCAAAUUCAUCCCUGUUGGCCACUACCUCCCGGCCGCGAUAUUGCUCGGAGCGAGUGUGACGCUGGGCGGUUUUGACUGUCCGGACCCAGUCCAGGGCUUAAUCUGGACCACCCCAGUGGUUGCUAUUACGAUACUAGGAUGGGUCGUGCAAUCCCCCCUGGUCACCUUUCUCGCCGUCGCCGCGCCCAAGCCUCAAGGCACCGCGCGACGAUCCUUCCUCUCCCUGUGUCACCUCUUCUUUGGGGCACUCAUACCCACCCUCGCGAUGGUCAACUUUCCUCAAGCCAUUGCACUGGCAUUCAUCACCUCGGGACACCUUGCACCGUGGCGAUGGGUCCGAUGGAUCAUGGUAGGCUUAAAUCCGGCUCUUCUCGGAUCAGAUUUGCGACGCGAAUGGGAGACCCUGGGCAACCUCACAUGGGUCGGGAUCAUGAGCGUGUGGGUACCUCUUGGUAUAGUCGCGGCAAUGUGA